AUGAGCGGCGAGUCACGCCAGGGGAAAGAGCCAUCUAUGAGCGCCACAGGCGACAAAACCUCGAAUGAGUCAACAUCUCAGUCUCGCGGUGAGCUGUUGACAAGCAUGGGAACAGUCAAAGUUGGGAUGGAGGCAAUGAGAAUGGCACGGAAAAUCCUCUUAAAAGCGACAGAAAUCAACCUGCUCGUCAGAACAUGUGAGAAAGAUGGUUUCAUGCCCAUGGUCGAAAUCGACUCCCCUCGUUAUGGGCGUGUCUUGUGCGAACAGGUGAUUAAGAGAGACGUGGCCACAGACAAGGACAAAUUGGUGUAUUUAUCGGUAUUUUUGGCGGAAGAAGGCUACUUGUUCCCUUGCUUCAAGUACAGAAUCCACGAUCAUGUGAAGCACAGCAUGGACAUUGCCAGAAAGCAUGGUAAAGGAAUGUUUCGACUCCCAGACGAGAUCAGGCAGCCAGGAUUUUUGCCUUGGGACAUCAAGGACGGGAACACUGCCAGCGAACCCGUUCAGAUUCGAAAUGUCAACAUCGACCAAUCCGAGGCCCUCUGGUUCGGCAAAGCAGGCACAGACUUGACAGGGAACAGCAGCAACAGAUACUAUGUCGAACUGGCUGAAUCGAAGGAGUGGCUCGAGGCCAGCUGA
Molecule: messenger RNA, 639 nt
Organism: Paramuricea clavata
Lineage: Eukaryota; Metazoa; Cnidaria; Anthozoa; Malacalcyonacea; Plexauridae
Source: the annotation of a GenBank genome assembly